AUGAUAUCCUCAACACUUCUCCCCACCCGUUUUAGGGGCGAGCAGCCGGCUGCGCAGGCGGCGGCCCCCUCCUGGCUCAACAAGAAGCUCACGCCCGGCCUCAAGUUCCUCUCCAAGGUCGCCUGCUCCCACCCGAUCCAUACUGUCGUCAUCGUUGCCGUACUCGCCAGCACCUCGUACGUUGGCCUGUUGCAGGAGAGCCUGUUCGAUGCCUCAAUCAGCGUCCGCUCCGCCGACUGGUCCUCCCUCACCGAGGGCAGCCGUCGUCUGCAGACCGGCCCCGAGACUGCCUGGAAAUGGCAGAAUGUCGAGCCCGAGGCCGCCGUCCCGAAAGACGUCGACCACCUCGCUCUCCUGACCCUCGUCUUCCCCGAGUCCCAGUCUCCCGAGUCCGUCAACACCGCCCCGCGUACCCACGCCGUCCCGAUCCCUCAGAACUUGUCCGUCACCACGCUACCUCAGACCUCCAACUCCCUGACGAGCUACUCUCAGGACAGCGCCCUCGCCUUCGCCGUUCCCUACUCUCAAGCUCCCGAGUUCCUCUCUCUCGCCCAGGAGAUCCCCGAUGUGUCGAGCGACGAGACCCAGACUGUUCACGGCAAGGAGAAGAAGAUGUGGAUUAUGAAGGCAGCCAAGGUGCACACCCGCAACAGCCUCGUCCAAUGGGUUCGCAAUGGCUGGACCGAGUUCAUCGACCUGCUCAAGAACGCCGAGGCGCUGGACAUCUUCAUCAUGGUCCUCGGCUACCUGUCGAUGCACCUCACCUUCGUCUCUCUGUUCCUCUCGAUGCGUCGCAUGGGCUCCAACUUCUGGCUGUUCACCAACGUUCUGUUCUCGUCCGUCUUCGCCUUCCUUUUCGGUCUGCUGGUUACCACCAAGCUUGGCGUUCCCAUCACCAUGGUUCUGCUCUCGGAGGGUCUGCCCUUCCUGGUCGUGACCAUCGGUUUCGAGAAGAACAUUGUUCUCACCCGCGCCGUCCUCUCGCACGCCAUUGAACACCGCAAGCCCAAGGACAACAAGAAAGGCGACAACUCGAAGAGAUCCGAGGUCUCCUCUCCCAAUGUCAUCCAGUACGCUGUGCAGGCCGCCAUCAAGGAGAAGGGCUACGACAUCGUCAAGGACUACGCCAUUGAGAUCGGCAUCCUCGUUCUCGGUGCUGCCUCUGGUGUUCAGGGCGGUCUCCAGCAAUUCUGUUUCCUUGCUGCGUGGAUUCUCUUCUUCGACUGCAUCCUGCUCUUCUCCUUCUACACGGCCAUUUUGAGCAUCAAGCUCGAGAUCAACCGAAUUAAGCGCCACGUGCAAAUGCGCCGCGCUUUGGAGGACGACGGCGUGAGCCACCGCGUGGCCGAAAACGUGGCCCAGAGCAGCGCUUGGCCCGAGUUCAACGGCAAGGCCCCCAAGGAGGCUUCUUUGUUCGGCAGGCAGAUGAAGAGCAGCAACGUCCCCAAGUUCAAGGUUCUCAUGGUCACCGGCUUCAUCCUGAUCAACGUCAUCAACAUCUGCACCAUUCCGUUCCGCAACUCGAGCUCUCUUCCGAGCCUUUCGUCCUGGACUGGUGGUCUUAGCGCCGUUGUCACUGCUCCUCCCGUCGACCCUUUCAAGGUUGCGUCCAAUGGUCUUGACGCUAUUCUCGAGUCGGCCAAGGGCGGUGAGCGCCCGACUAUUGUCACCGUCCUCACGCCCAUCAAGUACGAGCUCGAGUACCCCUCGAUCCACUACGCCCUCCCCCCUCCUGCCAGCAAGUCCGGCUCCCAGAGCGACGACGAGUAUGACCACUUCGAGAGCUACGGUGUCGGCGGCCGCAUGGUCGGCAGCAUUCUGAAGAGCCUGGAAGACCCCGUUCUCUCCAAGUGGAUCGUCAUCGCUCUCGCCAUGAGUGUCGCUCUCAACGGCUACCUCUUCAACGCCGCUCGCUUGGGCAUCAAGGACCCCAACGCCCCCGACCACCAGAUCGACCCCAAGGAGCUGGCCAAGGCCGAGAAGUUUAACGAUACCGACUCGGCGACCCUGCCCCUUGGCGAGUACAUCCCUGAAACACCCAAGCCCGCAACGCCCGCCUUGUCCGACGAUGAGUCGGAACUGUCGAUGACCAAGGCCAACAGCCCGGAGCCUCGCACCAUUGCCCAGCUGCAGAAGAUGAUUGACGAGAAGCGCGUCCACGAGAUGUCCGAUCAGGAAGUUGUGGGCAUGUCUCUCCGUGGCAAGAUCCCUGGUUACUCUCUUGAGCGUGCUUUGAAGGACCACACCCGCGCCGUCAAGAUCCGCCGCAGCAUCAUCUCCCGCACCAACGCCACUUCUGAUCUGACCGGCAGCCUCGAGCGAUCCAAGCUGCCCUACGCCGGCUACAACUGGGAGCGUGUCUUCGGUGCCUGCUGCGAGAACGUCAUUGGUUACCUGCCCCUGCCCGUCGGUGUCGCCGGCCCUCUCGUGAUUGAUGGUCAGAGCUACUUCAUCCCCAUGGCUACUACUGAGGGUGUCUUGGUUGCCAGUACCAGCCGUGGCUGCAAGGCGAUCAACUCUGGUGGCGGUGCUGUUACCGUUCUCACUGCCGAUGGUAUGACCCGUGGACCUUGUGUCUCUUUCGAGACCCUGGAGCGUGCUGGUGCUGCCAAGAUCUGGCUCGACUCCGACGCUGGUCAGUCCACCAUGAAGAAGGCAUUCAACUCUACUAGCAACUUCGCCCGCCUUCAGUCCAUGAAGACUGCCCUCGCCGGCACGAACCUGUACAUCCGCUUCAAGACGACCACCGGUGACGCCAUGGGCAUGAACAUGAUUUCCAAGGGUGUCGAGCACUCCCUGUCCGUCAUGGCUUCCGAAGGAUUCGAGGACAUGAACAUCGUCUCUGUCUCUGGAAACUACUGCACGGACAAGAAGGCCGCGGCCAUCAACUGGAUCGACGGACGCGGAAAGAGUGUUGUCGCCGAGGCCAUCAUUCCUGGCGAUGUUGUCAAGAACGUUCUCAAGAGCGACGUCGAUACCCUGGUCGAGCUGAACGUCAACAAGAACCUGAUCGGUUCCGCCAUGGCCGGCUCUGUCGGUGGAUUCAACGCCCACGCCGCCAACAUCGUUGCCGCCAUCUUCCUUGCCACCGGUCAGGAUCCCGCCCAGGUUGUCGAGAGCGCCAACUGUAUCACCGUCAUGAAGAACCUCCGUGGAUCUCUUCAGAUCUCCGUGUCCAUGCCUUCCCUGGAAGUCGGUACCCUCGGUGGUGGCACCAUCCUCGAGCCGCAGAGCGCCAUGUUGGACAUGCUUGGUGUUCGCGGCCCCCACCCAACGAGCCCUGGCGAGAACGCCCGUCGCCUCGCUCGUGUUAUUGCUGCUGGUGUUCUGGCUGGUGAGCUGUCGCUGUGUAGUGCGCUGGCGGCCGGCCACUUGGUCAGGGCUCACAUGCAACACAACCGUUCCGCACCCCCUACGCGGACUAACACUCCGGCUCCCAGCGGCUCCCAGACGCCUGUUGGUUUGGCCAUGACCAGUGCUGUCGAGAAGGCCAGCAACAUGAGCGCUGCGGCUGUCGACCGGGCACGUCGUUGA
Colletotrichum karsti is the source of this 3534-nucleotide messenger RNA. Its product is annotated as 3-hydroxy-3-methylglutaryl-coenzyme a reductase. NCBI's taxonomy places the organism in Eukaryota, Fungi, Ascomycota, Sordariomycetes, Glomerellales, Glomerellaceae. The record is from RefSeq and is a predicted model, not a curated record. Gene Ontology annotation, biological process: ergosterol biosynthetic process; coenzyme A metabolic process; isoprenoid biosynthetic process. Gene Ontology annotation, molecular function: protein binding; hydroxymethylglutaryl-CoA reductase (NADPH) activity. Bases 1 to 3534 code for a protein of 1177 amino acids. Gene Ontology annotation, cellular component: endoplasmic reticulum membrane; peroxisomal membrane. The transcript has 2 exons.